GGCAUUUUUAUCGCAUUAUCGGUUGUAUUAAAUGUAUGGAGUUUUGUAGGAACGAAAUGAUUUAAUUUAUCCGGCCGAUAACAAUUUCUGUGUGCGGUUUUUGUUUUCAAUCUCGACUUCGAGCGAUCAUAGCUGGUGUUAAAUGUCGUAAUUGUUGCAGUUGCAGUCAGCGUAUUUGCCGUGGGUGGAUUUGUUGUUUAUGUGGGUGGAAAUUCAGCUGGCAAGGGUGAAAUUGUUGCAUUUUCGAGGAAGAUGGCUGAUGCAUUAGCUUUGAAAUGGAUUAGUACCUGCAUUGCAACACAAACAUAAAUAGAAUUCAAUGAGGGAUGACAUCUGUAUGAAAAUAUAUCAAUGAAGAGCGAAACUUGUGCUCAAUGGGCUUUUUAAAACUAAAAAACUACUUUUAUUCAAGGCCACCAGGAAGAAAAAAGUAGUAUUAGAAAUUUAAUAAGAUGUAUUCGAAUCGAAAGUCGUUCGCCAUAAAAUUAGUAGCCGUAACAUGCGUGGUGUACUUAUUCAUCCACGUGUUCACCAAUACCGCCGUACCUGUUAUAAGAGAAAUGCAGGAAUCCGGAAGGAGUCUCGCCGCUUUGGAGAAUUUAGAUAUUCCAAUAGCGGACGCUGAUAAUUUCAAACAGAUUCCCACCGGAACGGAGGCUCCGCCACAGCCACAUCCACAGAACAAUAACGAAGACAAAGCGGAAAGUUCUGAUAGUUCUACAACUAGCCACAUAGAUACCGUUCGGACUGAAGUGCUAAAUAAUAUAAAAUGUACAGACAAAGCUCUCGAAUCAAGAAUACAGCAGCGUGGGGAUUAUUGGGUUCUGUACAAUUACAUCAAAGCUCUGAAAACGUUUAGGUGUCACGAAAGUAUAACUUAUACUACACACGCUGAUUAUUCCUUCAUGGAUAACCUGGUGCCAUUAUUGGAGCGAUGGCGAGGGCCUAUUAGCAUAGCCGUGCAUGCCCCAGGAACUGAUUUCCAAAACACCAUGGAUUCUAUAGCUUACUUAAGAGAUUGCUCUAGUCCACUAGUAAGGGAACUGGUCACUUUCCACAUCUAUUUUAGCACCAAACACGUACCGAACGAGGUACCUAAGCCCGACAAAGUGUUCGCAGAGCCGUACAAUUGCUCUCUGACGCCUCCGUUCAUGAACGUCUCCAGUGAGAACAUGUACAAAUCCCAGAAAAAGUUGCUGUAUCCAGUAAACGUGGGCCGCAACGUAGCUCGCGAAACGGCCCAAACGCACUUCUUCCUCGCCUCCGACAUCGAGCUUUAUCCUAGUCCUAACCUGAUCGAAAAGUUCCUAAAGAUGAUUGCUGAUAACACCGAUCCGGCGCUCAGCAAAGAUCCUAAAGUUUUUCCUAUACACAUCUUCGAAGUCGGUGCCAACCAGCAGGUGCCCGAGAACAAGACCACUCUGCUGGAUAUGCUGUCGAAGGGCACCGCCAUACCGUUCCACAAGAAGCUGUGCCCCGGCUGCCAUACCGUUCCCAAGAGCAAAGAAUGGCAGACGGCCAAAGAGACGAAAGGGCUGCACGUUUUUCACGUGGGGAAAAGGACCGGAAGGUUCAUUCACUGGGAGCCCAUCUUCAUCGGCACGGCCCGCGACCCGCUCUACGACGAAAGGCUCAGCUGGGAGGGUAAAAUGGACAAAAUGCCCCAGGGUUACGCUUUGUGCGUCUUAGACUACAAUUUCUUGAUAUUAGACAACGCUUUCUUGGUGCACAAGCCGGGCAUAAAGAUAUACAAAAAGGAUCCCAGGAGAGCCAUGCUGGCCAGCAAGACUCACCAGCUCAUCAGCAAGAUCAUUUUCCCGGAGUUGAAAGUCUUGUACGGGACGAGAAAAGGCUGUGCAGUGUAAAUGCGACGAAAAUAUUCGGCGAGAAAUUGCGUAUGAUUUUUUUUUUGAUAAUUCGUCGGACUGUUUGAACAAUUCAUAAUCUAUUUACUACAUAUGAAAUUUCAGUGGCGUGAACUGAUUUCUUUAUUGAAUUACGAAGAGAACGAAACUAUUUUUAAUACAACGGGGUUAGAAAACUACGAUUAUGCUACUGAAAUUGUUUGUAUGCUAUUGUGAUAUUCUGAUUAUUUUACUCUUCAUAUCAGAAUCUAUAAGAACACGCUCUAGCUUUAUUGUGUAUUACUAAAUAUCAGUGUAAAUUUCAUAAAUACAUAGCGUAGGAAUAA
Molecule: messenger RNA, 2191 nt
Organism: Phyllotreta striolata
Lineage: Eukaryota; Metazoa; Arthropoda; Insecta; Coleoptera; Chrysomelidae
Source: the annotation of a GenBank genome assembly